AUGUUUAAUAGUAACAAAAUUUCAUUAUUUCUGGUUGUUUUAACAGUACCUUAUUUUACAUCGGCAUUUAGUGUCAAACCAGGUCGAUGCCCACAUGCACAAUAUGCAUCCAGUGGUUGGACAUGUUCAGCAGAAGGUGAUGAUAGCAUGUGUUCGAAUAACUAUAAAUGUUGCCCAUUGACGAAUGGCAUGGCUUGCUUUGAGGCAUGCCCGACGUUUGAUCAGCCAUGCAGUUUAACAUGCCAGUUUGGUUAUAAAGUAGAUCCGUCACCAUGUGAAACGUGUGAAUGUGCUGAUAAUCCAUGUUCUACAACGACAUGUCCACUUGGUACAAAAUGUGCUGUAAGCAUGUAUGAGCCGUGUGGAAUCAAAGGCCGAUGUGGGUUAAAGACAAGUUGUAUUGAUGAUCCAGCACAACUGGAAGGUUUAGACUUAACACCAAAACCAGGAAAUUGUCCAAAUUAUUGGCCGCUUGGAGGUGGAGGACUCACCGCUUGUAAAGGACCUGAUGCGAUUUGUGGAGGAACAGAAAAGUGUUGCCAAGCGCCAGGAGGUAUGACAUUCAUGCCAAAUGCAUUUGAAAACCCUUCAAGCUAUUGUGUAAAACCAUGCCAAGACCUAAGUGACUGUAUCCUUACCUGUCCAAGGGGAUUAGAUAUUGAAGGUGGAUGUCAUGUAUGUAAAUGUGCUCCAGAUCCUUGUGCUACAGUGACUUGUCUACCAGGUGAACGCUGCGAAUUACUACCAACACCAUGCGCCCAUUAUCCUGGAAGGCCACCUUGUCCACUGUAUCCAGUUUGUCGCAAAUUAAGUAACAGACAAGUUUAA
Molecule: messenger RNA, 828 nt
Organism: Didymodactylos carnosus
Lineage: Eukaryota; Metazoa; Rotifera; Eurotatoria; Philodinida; Philodinidae
Source: the annotation of a GenBank genome assembly